This is a messenger RNA of Limulus polyphemus (Atlantic horseshoe crab), 966 nucleotides long. RefSeq lists its product as uncharacterized. Lineage: Eukaryota; Metazoa; Arthropoda; Merostomata; Xiphosura; Limulidae. The record is from RefSeq and is a predicted model, not a curated record. Bases 79 to 795 code for a protein of 238 amino acids. The transcript is spliced from 5 exons.
CACGUGCUUGUAAUUCGUCAAGUUCUUAGAGUAUUUAUGAUGAACUUCUAACUUCCCAAGCAUGUUUUACGUAACAAGAUGGAUGCUAAACGUCUGAUAUUCUUGGUGGUUUCUCUUUCAGCCCUGAUCCCUACAGGAGUAUUUUACCCGCUGGGUUGGUUGCCCAGAACUAGUUUUGUGGAAGAAAACUUAUGUGGUGCAGAUAUUGACAACGCUACAAAAAUCUCUUUACUCCAGUGCCUUAUUAGAACAUCUCCUCCAUGGCUUGAAGAUUGUCAACUGAAAAUGAUGGAUUACGGAUUUAGACCAUGGACUGAAAGAACAAACUACCCGUUAAACCCAACUAGAUGGGCAGGGCAAUGGCCCCUGAGAAGAGGAAGUAGAUGGGAUCACCACUCCAAAAACAGGAAUAGCAUUAGGAUGAGUGGGGCACAACGAAGAUAUCGAUUCCAUGAUAUAAACAGACCAUGGGAUUGGCAGCAAAAACAGGAAAUAUUACCCUGGCAAUGGCAAGACAGUAAAGAAAUAGGGCCAUUUGCACCCAGAAGACUGCAAAGAGAACACCUUUCAUCCUGGAGAAGGCCUAAUGGAAGGUUGAUGACUUCAAAUUCUUGGAUGUCCAGACAUAGAAGAUUCAAACGACAUAUGGAGUGGUUUCACAGGUCACCUUUUAGUAAUCAUGGUCCGAGAAUGUGGGAAAGACAGAGAUGGGAGAGUUGGUCAAUUUGUCCUUUUGCUGGGUUCAACAAUUUUGACAUAUACAAUGCAUGGUUCUGCAUUCAUUCUACAGCAUGAGGAUUUGAGAAUCGACGAUUUUUUCCAAUACUUCUAAUCUUUUGUUAGAUAUAGUACAUUAUUAUAGACAUUGACGCUACAUUUUAGUUGUGUGUUUGUUUAUCUAUGUUUGUGUGUACGUGUUUAAUAUAAACACUUACUCAUGUCCAGGCAUCUAACGUGUUUGCAACG